This is a messenger RNA of Eublepharis macularius, 2665 nucleotides long. RefSeq names its product zinc finger and SCAN domain-containing protein 2-like. The record is from RefSeq and is a predicted model, not a curated record. Lineage: Eukaryota; Metazoa; Chordata; Lepidosauria; Squamata; Eublepharidae. The coding region runs from base 17 to 2368 and encodes 783 amino acids. The transcript is spliced from 4 exons.
GGAGCAAUCACCCCAUAUGAAAAUGGAGGGGCAAAGCACCACAACGGGGGAGGCACCAGAGGGGAUAGCAAAAUCUCUUCACCUCCUCCAGGACGGGAGCGUCGGGAAAUUCCUUCAGAGGAGACCAGGAGUUCAGGCGCAUCAGGAAGCAGGGGACGGUUCCCUUUCCCUUGCCCAGUGGGAAGCCCAGUGGCAGGAGUUCCUCAGGACAAUGGAAAACCCUCACUCUGGUUGGGGAAUCCCACAUUUGUCGGGUAAGCCAUCACACUGGGAGGAUGCCAAGGCCUUUCUGGCCUCCUUCGAGCAAGUGGCUGAAGCCUGUCAGUGGUGCAAGGAAGAGUGGGUGACCCGACUCCGGCCAGCCCUCAGCGGAGAAGCCCAAGAGGCCUUUAACAGUCUGCAUCUCAGAGACAGAGAGGAUUAUGGGAAGGUGAAGGCAGCCAUCUUGCGAGCCGAUGCCAUGAGCCGGGAGAAGCAGCGCCAGCAGUUCAGGCAUUAUUGUUACCAGGAGGCCGAGGGGCCGUGGGGGGCUUACAGCCAACUCCGGGAAAUGUGCCGAGGGUGGCUGAGAGUAGAGAAGCACAGCAAGGAGCAGAUCCUGGAGCUCUUGAUCCUUGAGCAGCUGCUGACCAUCCUACCCCCAGAGAUCCAGAGCUGGGUGAGGGAAAACGGUCCCAAGAAUUGCUCCCAGGCAGUGGCCCUGGCCGAGGAGUUCCUCUUAAGGCAGGAGAAGCAGGUGCUCUUGGAGGAUGCAUCUGGGGAACAAGAUCUACCUGAGAGCAAGUGGAGGCAAGUGUUGAUGGGCAUCAAGGAAGAAGAGGACAGAGAGACCAGCCUGCUGGAAGAUGAAGAGGAGACCGCCAGGGAAUUCCAGGGGUUCUCACUGGAAAAAACAAAGAGGGAAGAAGCUGAACAAAUUUUUAGGGAUCAAGGUGGAUCAGAGAGGCAGCAGGGAAGGCAUGCUGAAAAGAUGAGGGAAAAAUUCAUUCCUUGCAAAGGAGAGGGCUUGCAUGAAACCCCAGUCCAAGAAGAAAACUCAACCCCAAAAAGAAGGAACAAAGACCUCUGUGCUAAACAGAGGAUCCAGUGCUUGAAAAAUGAAACUGUGGCAUUUGGAAGCACCUUCAGUCAGAGCAUGAACGUUAUUUUCCAGGAAAAAGUUGACUCAGGGGAGAAUGUGUAUAAUUACUUGGAGUGUGAAAAUACCCUUCCUUCCCAGCAAAAAUUUCACUCAGGGGUUGAUCAGGAGAAUGAGGAGGACAAGGAACAGCAUCAGGUAUCACCAGAUGAAGCCAAGAAUCAAGAGCUGAAAGGAAGUUUCAUGACUCUCAGUGGACCCAAGAAGCAGAAAGGAAGCCAGAUGGUGGAGAAGGGGGAGGAACCCAUUGCUUGCCAAGGAGGGAAUUUACAUGAAGAAAUUCACAUGUAUGAAUGCUUGGAGUGUGGAAUGAACUUUUCAGAUCAAGCCCAUUAUAAUAUCCAUUUGCAAAAGCACAGUGGAAGGAAGAUCCAUCAAUACUCAGAGGGGGAAAAGAGCUUCAUUCACACAUCAGAGCUCCUUAGAUAUGAAAGAAUCCAUACAGGAGAGAAACCAUAUAGCUGCUCAGACUGUGGGAAGAGCUUCUUACAGAAAGCAAAUCUUAUUCAGCAUCAAAAGAUUCAUUCAGAAGAGAAGCCAUCGAUCUGUUCAGAGGCGGGAAAUACUUUCUCUGAUGGAAAAAAGGUCAAUGUACACUUUCCCAAGCGUAUUGUGAUAAAGUCACAUAAAUGUUUUCCAUGUGGAAAGUGUUUCAGAUACAAAUCAGAGCUCCUUGCACACCAAAGAAUCCAUACAGGUGAAAAACGUUUUGAAUGCUCGGAGUGUAGAAAAGACUUCAACUGGAGUAGCGACCUUCAACGGCAUCUAAGAAUUCACACAGGUGAGAAACCUUUUGAAUGCUCUGAUUGUGGAAGAAAAUUCACUCAGAGUUAUCAUCUUCAACAGCAUCGAAGAAGCCACACAGGCGAGAAACCUUUUGACUGCUCCGAGUGUGGAAAGAAAUUCAGUAAGAAUUUCCAUCUUCAACAACAUUUAAGAAUCCACAAAGAUAACAAAGCUUUUCAGUGCUCUGAGUGUGGAAAGAACUUUAACUGGAGUGGAGAUCUUCAACGGCAUCUAAGAACCCAUAGAGGGGAGAAAUUUGAAUGCUCCAUUUGUGGAAAGAAAUUCAGUCAGAGUUGCUAUCUUCCACGGCAUCGAAGAACCCACACAGGCGAGAAACCUUUUGAAUGCUCAGAGUGUGGAAAGAACUUCAAAUGGAGUCGUGAUCUUCAACAGCAUCUAAAAACCCACAGAGGGGAGAAACCUUUUGAAUGCUCCAAUUGCUGAAGGAAAUUCAGUCAGAAAUCUGUCCUUCAACAGCAUCAAAGAAUACACAUAAGGGGAAACCAUGACUUGAGCUUGUUUCAUAUUUCUUACUUUAAGGACCAUAGAGUUCACACAAAGUUGAAACCAUAUAAAUUCUUGUAAAGAUUUUGCAUCUCAAAUGUCCUACCACAAGCUUUCUCCAAGAUCAAUUUACUUUCAUAAACUUUUUCUAGGUUUUUACUUUAUAAACUAUUUAAUGUAACGUGCUCUGUGCUCUUAUUGUGCAAAACAAACAAGUUAAUAAAUAUCACAUUUCAA